Manis javanica (Malayan pangolin) is the source of this 2171-nucleotide messenger RNA. The record is from RefSeq and is a predicted model, not a curated record. Lineage: Eukaryota; Metazoa; Chordata; Mammalia; Pholidota; Manidae.
UGAUUUUCCUUCUCACUUUUUAUUUGUUUUGAGAGACUCCCUUUUCUUUCCUCCCUUCCCUUCCUUCUCUUUCUCUGUCCCUCCGUCUUUCCCUUCCUUCCCUCCUUUAAAAUAAUCCAUUGCUGCACUUGUCUUUUACUAAAAAGUUGCCUUGCUUAAGGUUUUUCUUCUGUUAAAUGUAUUCAAGUUUUUCAUCAGUUAUCUCUUAAUACACAAGGUAUGAAAAGAUAAACUAAAUACAAUGUCUGUCCUCAAAGAAUUUUUCACUUAAUACAUAAAAGUAACUAAUAUAAUAAGUAGUAAAGACCAUUAAAAGAUUACAGAUAAAUUAUGAUGAGGAUUCCAAAGAGGAGAGGUUGCUUCCACUUGAAUAGAAUCAGGGAAAGCUUCCUGUACCUGGUAUUGAGCAAUCUUAAAAAUGGGAAGGAUUGAUUUGUUUAGAGAUUGGGGAAAGGAGCAUUCUAGAAGACAGGUCCAGGAGAUACAGAAGCAUACUCUAGGUGUGAUUAGAAUAUUUUGCCUGGAGUAUAUAGGAUACUGAAAGGAUUUUUAUGGUAGAUUACAGAAUAAGAGUUCAAGGAACUUUUUAAGGGUAAGAAAGGCCUGAACUUGCUUCUUUGCUGAAUGAUCUUGUGGACAUUUAUAGGACAUUAUUAAAGAAAUGCGUUUUAUAUGCAUAGAAAAAGGACUAUGGAUAUAUGCUAAUCUGUUACCAGAGGCAAUCUCUGCUGGUAGGAUUACAAGAUUAUUUGAGUUUUCUUCUUUUUGCUCUUUUGCUUUUAAAAAAGUUUUGACUUCUACAUCAACAUUUUUUGUACAUAUAUUUUUAUUAUGUAAUUUUUAAAUUUUAUAAAAUAUAUCUGCUUCAUGGGCACACUGUGGUGGUAUCUCAUUUGCUCAGCACUCAUCAUCUGAAAGCCUGUUGAUUCUCAGUUAAGGAAACCUUAACCUGCCGCUUCCAUUUUAUUUUAUCCUUUUUAUUUAUUUAUGAUUUAACCCUAGUGAAAAUUUGAAUUGAAUUUGGUUUCAUUUUGCAUUUUUAAUAUGUGCACUGUAUAAUUGACUGAACACCUCAAAACUUACUGUUCUUUUUCAGCUCAGGGAUUUUUCUCAUCCAGCUUUCUUUCAUAUAAAUAGGUUUUACGGAAAGCAACACUUGUUCAGAGCGAAGUGGAUAAAUGUGUAGAAGACAUAAUGAAGGAAAAGAAUAUUAGCCCUGAGAAGGAUGUCAGUUUUAAAAUCUGCAUGAAGGCAUGCUUACUGCAGAUAACUGGUUAUAAACAGCUCUAUUUGGAUGUAGAAAAUGUGAGAAAAAAGCCAUAUGAUUCUGAUAACCUACAACAUGAAAAGCUGCUUCUCAAGCUUUGGAGUCUUCUAAUGCCCACGAAAAAGUUGAAGGCUAGAAUCUCCAAGCAGUGGGCUGACAUUGGUUUCCAGGGUGAUGAUCCCAAAACAGAUUUCAGAGGCAUGGGCAUACUUGGAUUAAUCAAUCUCGUGUAUUUCAGUGAAAAUUAUACCAAUGAAGCUCAUCAGAUUCUUUCCCGCUCAAAUCAUCCAAAAUUAGGGUAUUCUUAUGCAAUAGUUGGAAUCAAUCUUACAGAGAUGGCUUAUAGCUUGUUGAAGAGUGAAGCUUUGAAGUUUCAUCUCUACAACUUUGUUCCUGGGAUACCAAAAAUGGAACACUUUCAUCAGUUUUAUUGUUAUCUUGUCUAUGAAUUUGACAAAUUUUGGUUUGAAGAAAAGCCCGAAAGCAUUAUGUAUUUCAACAUGUAUAGAGAGAAGUUUUUUGAAAAGAUUAAAGGACUCUUACUGGACUAUAAUGUAUCACUUACUUUAAAAAUAUGAGUCAUCCAUAUUAUCUUCUAUUUCUACCACAUUUUGCACACAUAACAGAAUUUAUAUGUUAUAAUAGAAAUUAUCUGAUCAAGUACACUCCUUAAGUAUAAUUUCCUACAAAAAUAUUUCAGAAAUUCUAUUUAAUAAAGCUAGUGGACAAUCAGUGUAUGUUUACAGUUGUUUAUACACUGUCCUCCAAAGGUACCUUAUCCUUCCAAAGACCCCACUCUGUCGAGUCAUGUGAACUAUGGUUUGGAACUCCGGACCUAGCCCAUUUAGUGUAAAAGUACAGAUAAGGUAUUUGUAUUAAAUUGGUUGAUUAAAAUGUGUAAAAA